Molecule: messenger RNA, 2682 nt
Organism: Lactuca sativa (garden lettuce)
Lineage: Eukaryota; Viridiplantae; Streptophyta; Magnoliopsida; Asterales; Asteraceae
Source: RefSeq, a predicted model, not a curated record
AUAUAUAUAUAUAUCGUUUUGCUUCCAGCUCCUCUCUAAUCUGUUAAACUGUACCCACAUUUUAAAUUCUAAAUUUAUGAUUUCUGUGGUGAGAUAGAGCAAAGGAGGAGGACGAUUCUGAUUACAUGCCCCUUUGGCUUCGAAAUUGAGUCGGUUUUUUUAGACAUUAAACACCAUCUUUUUUGCCCAUGUUCUAUCAUUUGACUUGAUUUUUUUUACACAAAGCACCAUCUUUUUUUUUCCUGUGUUCUAUAAAUUUCUUUUGAUAGUGAAUUUGGAGACAACUGUUGAGGUAGCUAGGGAGAUUUUAAAGGAACUUUCUUGAUGCAUUCCAACUGCGCGAUAAAAUGCUCAAACCAGGUGUUGGAAUUACCAGUGGAAUAGACUUUCAAUUUCUGACAGGUAUUUAACAGGUGCAAAAAUUAUAUUCAAGGGUAAUAUGGUUAUUUUACAUGUAUUUAAUAAUGCUUUGCUAAUGGUGGUAAUGAGAAGGACCAAAAAUAUUAAAAAAAUUGAAAACAUGACCAAAUUUUCAAAAAGAUUUUUUAUGGACUUAAUCCAAAAAUACAUGACAUGGGCAUAAAUUGUAAAUUUGUAAUUUAGAUUUUAAUUAUUUAUUUAUUCUAAUUUGUUUCUUAUUAAGCCAUUGUAGUCUAAAAGUACAUUGUUACAUUUAAACACGGACCAAAUGUGCGUUCGCGUAAUUGGGAUUUUUCAAAGAUGCAAGGGAGUUACCAUUUGUUAUAGUUUGUUUCUAGAAACUCACUUUUUACUUUGUUUUUACUUUUCUUUUUACUAAUACUAAUUUGUUUUUAACUUAUGCAGCUUCUGUAGAGGGAUGUUGUGGUGAUUGGAAAGGGAUUUUGAAAAAGGGAGAAAAAAAAUUGUAUUAUUGUAAGGGUUGAAGAGGGAAUAUGCAAAAGGUGGAAAACGUCAAGAUCAACACUGCUUAACUUAUUUUGUUGUCCUUAAGAUGAUUUACUCAAAGGAGGAGGUGAAGGAGCUAGAGAAGAAAGGAAUGGAAUUGAAUUUUGAUUACGAGAAUGGUGGUUUAAGUAUCUUGCAAUUGCUUGAACAAAUAGAUGAUAUCGAAAGAUUGGGCCUUGACUAUCGCUUUCAAAAUGAUAUAAGGAGAGCACUUAAUUUUAUUGCAUCAAUAAAAGAAAAUAACACUGAACAUGAAGAAAAAGAAGGUAGUCUUCAUGAGGCAUCUCUUCGAUUCAGGCUUCUUAGGAAACAUGGUUAUAACGUUUCACAAGAUUUUCUUUUAAGAUUCAAGGACAGUCAUGGUGGCUUCAUGCGGUGUCUAGAGACGGAUGUCAGGGGAUUGUUAAGCCUAUAUGAAGCUUCAUAUCUUUCUUUUGAGUGCGAAAAAGAUUUGCAUGAGGCCAAGUUAUUUGCAAGGGAACAUUUGCUGAAGCUUAAGUGUCAAGAAAAUGAAGCCCUUGAAGACAUAAAUCAUGCAUUGGAACUCCCCUCUUAUCGUAGGAUGCUUAGAUUACAAGCAAGGUGGUACACUGAUGCAUACAGUAAACGAAAAGAUGCAAACAUGCUUCUGUUAGAGCUUGCAACAUCGGAUUACAACAUGGUUCAAUCGGAAUUCAAGAAAGAACUUCAACAAGUAUCAAAGUGGUGGAAAAAUAUAGGCCUAGCAAGCAAGUUAAGCUUCGUUAGGGAUCGACUCGUGGAAUGCUUCUUUUGGUCAGUUGGAGUGAUAUUCGAGCCUCAAUAUAAUUCUUGCCGUGUAGAGCUCACAAAAGUUUGUACGUUAAUUACUGUCAUUGAUGACAUCUACGAUGUUUAUGGUUCUCUUGAUGAACUCGUGAUGUUCACAGAUGCUGUCAAGAGGUGGGACAUUAAUGCAGUGAAACAUAUGCCCGAGUAUUUACAACUAUGCUUUCGCACUCUUUACAACACCAUUAUUGAAAUAGGUUCUCAGACCUCGAUUGCACAAGGCGAAGACAUCAUACCAGUCCUAGUGAAAGUGUGGGGAGAUUUACUUGAAGCAUUCUUGUUGGAAGCAAAGUGGACUCAUAACAAAUACAUUCCAACACUUCAAGAAUAUAUGGAUAAUGCAUGGCGAUCAGUCUCGGGAGUCGUUAUACUUACCCAUGGUUACUUUUUAAUUAAUCAAGAAUUCAAGAAAGAUAUAGUUGAGAACAUGGAGAAAUAUAACGAUCUUUUGAAGUGGUCAUCAAUUAUUUUUAGACUUUGCAAUGAUUUGGGUACUUCAUCGGAUGAGAUAGCUAGAGGGAAAACUGCAAAUGCAAUAUCAUGUUACAUGCACGAGAAUAGUGUUUGUGAGGAAGUUUCACGUGAAUAUAUAAAAACUUUAAUCGACAAAGCAUGGAGGGAAAUGAUCAAAGCCCGAGUGGCUUGUUUUCAAGAGUCAACAGAUACAUUCAUUGAUAUGGCUAUUAAUCUUGCUCGAAUUUCACAAUGCGUGUACCAAUACGGAGAUGGACAUGGAGCUCCCGAUGUUCGAGCCAAAGAGCGAGUCUUAUCUGUGAUCAUUGAGCCCAUUCCAAUUAAGGACAAUUAGGAGUUUUCUGCAAAAAUAAGGCCAUUUGACAAACUCUUUGGAAAAAUAGGGUCUUUUCAGAUUUAGUUGUAAAUAUAGGGCAAUGGUCCUCAUCUACCAGCUGUAAAGUUACAAAACAUUAUAUAUUUGAUCCUUUAAUU